UCUUGACACUAUUCUUCUGCUGACUGUAUGCAUCAUCAAAAGAGCAAAAACUUUGUUGAAAACAGGGCAGGUGAAAAAAGUGUAGGGCAAUUGUUUAGUUCCACGUAGCCGUCCAAUAUACAAUCCCACCAACACCUUCCAGAGAGCUCCCUGGUGGUGCCCCAUUUGGAUUUAAUUAUAUCCGAAUUUGCCUUUCCGAGUCAAGCCAGUAGUUUCCUCCUUGUUUCGUUGCUACAGUAGCUAGGCUGCUUGCUACUGCUACUUAAACUGCUUCCUUUUCCUUGUUGCAUCCAGACUUUCUCUCUGCUUCUGGUUUCAAACAGCUGAGUCAGUACAAAAAUGGCUUCCCUGUUGAAAGAGCUACCUUCCAUGUCCACGCUUCUUGCUGCCUAUGCUUCCUUCUCGGCCAUGGCCAUGCUAAUCCGCACCGUAUUGAAUGAAAUGAUCCCGAAACCGUUGCAGAAGUUUAUUACCUCAAAGUUCUCUGACCUGAUAUCCAAUCACUUCUCCACUAACUUCACCUUCAUCAUUGAGGAACGGUGGCAUGCUGUUUAUAAUGAAACGUUUCGGGCUAUUGAGGUCUACCUCCCAACCAGGAUCGGCCCUAGAACUGACAAACUUGUCAUAGGGUCCAACGACCCCAAUAACCUGACGGCCCUACCGAAACGAAGCAUCCCUGCUGACUGCAAGAUCAUUGAUGAAUUUGAGGGCAUGACCUUGGAGUGGACUCUGCAUGUAAGGGAAUCGGAUAAGUACUAUAUCCCUGAUAGAAAAUGCUUUCACUUGACCUGCAAGAAACGAGUUAGAGAAAAAGUUGAGGAAAAGUAUCUCCGCCACAUAGCAGAGACGGCUCAAAAAAUCCUGAGCAAGCGAGAAAAGCUCAACAUCCACACCUACAACCAAGAUCGUUCCAGGUGGGAAUCCGCCAUUUUCAAGCAUCCAGCAAGGUUUGAUACAUUGGCCAUGGAGCCAGAGCUUAAGCAAUUCAUAAUGGAUGAUCUCGACUCGUUCGUGGGACGCAAAGAUUUCUUUGAAAAUGUUGGCAGGGCUUGGAAACGCGGCUACCUUUUGUAUGGUCCUCCAGGGACAGGAAAAUCAUCACUAGUUGCAGCAAUCGCGAAUCACAUGAGCUACCAUGUAUAUGAUCUCCAGUUCCAAAGUGUUCGAAAUGACGCUGAGCUCAGGCGAAUACUCACCUCCACCACAAACCGCUCUAUUCUGCUCAUCGAGGACAUAGAUUGCAGCACAAAAAUAUCUGAAGAUCGUGGCAAGGUUAAAGAUGAGAAACAGAAGGAAGGUGAAGAUGGGCGACUCAAUCGUCCUUCCUCUAUUGAUCCUGGGGUAACAUUAUCAGGGCUACUGAAUUUCAUUGAUGGACUGUGGUCUAGCUGUGGGAAUGAGAGAAUCAUCAUCUUCACGACAAAUCACAAAGAUAAGUUAGAUCCAGCCCUGUUGCGUCCAGGGCGCAUGGAUGUGCACAUUCACAUGGGCUACUGCACUCCUCCAGGGUUCAGAAAACUUGCUGCUACAUAUCUCGGAAUCAAGGAUGACAAACUGUUUACCUGCAUCGAUGAUCUUCUGAAAAGUGUUGAAGUUACCCCAGCAGAAGUAGCACAACAACUGAUGAUCAAAAGCGAUGAGCCUGAAGCUGCGCUCCAAUGUCUCAUCGAUUUCCUUAACAUGAAAAAGGAUAAAGUUGGGGAAGAUGUGACUCAAGCGGGUGAAAAUGAGAAGAAGGAUGGUGGAGAUGGUGUGACUCAAGCAAAGGAAGCAAAGGAUGAGAAUGAGAAGAAGGAUGCUGGAAAACAGAGCAGGAAGCAUGAUGAAACUGAAACUCGUUCCAUAUAUCUCACUUAGGUAAUUGUUUGUAUUUUCAAUCAAUAGUUACUAGUGGGAUUUGUCAUGAAUCUUAGGUUUGAUUGGAUGCAUGGGACAGAAAUUUCAGACCCAAUACUAGUGUUGUUUCAGCAAAACAACAAGGAAGUAGACAUUAUUAUAAGUGUUUAUUGGUCAGAUUUGAGUCUAAUUUUCUGUUCUAUUAA
Messenger RNA from Theobroma cacao (cacao), 2042 nucleotides. Its product is annotated as AAA-ATPase At1g43910-like. Gene Ontology annotation, molecular function: ATP hydrolysis activity; ATP binding. The record is from RefSeq and is a predicted model, not a curated record. NCBI's taxonomy places the organism in Eukaryota, Viridiplantae, Streptophyta, Magnoliopsida, Malvales, Malvaceae.